This is a messenger RNA of Eublepharis macularius, 666 nucleotides long. It is a transcript of the gene TMEM235, whose product is annotated as transmembrane protein 235. The coding region runs from base 1 to 666 and encodes 221 amino acids. Gene Ontology annotation, cellular component: apical plasma membrane. The record is from RefSeq and is a predicted model, not a curated record. Lineage: Eukaryota; Metazoa; Chordata; Lepidosauria; Squamata; Eublepharidae. The transcript has 4 exons.
AUGGUGCCCGGCCGCCGGUGUGCCGGCGCGGCGUCUCCGGGCGCGCUCUGCCUGGGCGCCGCGCUCAGCGGGAUCCUCAGCUUCGGCCUCUUGGCUGCGGCCAUCGGCACGGACUACUGGUACCUGAUCCGCGUGGAGCUGGCGGGGCGCAACGGCAGCGCCUGGGAGGCGGAGCAGCUGAGUUCCCACUCCGGACUCUGGCGUCUGUGCGAAGGGCGGAAUGCCUGUAUGCCUCUCAUUGACCCGUUUGGCACCGAGAGCAGGCAGGUUCCGGCAUCCCUCCAACAUCUUAUCCGCAUGCACCGGGCCUUUGUGGUUCUGCUGCCGCUCAGCCUCAUCUUGGUUGUCUUCGGCUGGAUCUGCGGCGUCAUCAGUUCGCUGGCCAGGAGCUCCCGGUUUCUGCUGUUUACAGGCUGCUAUUUUUUACAGGGGGCGUUGCUGACGUUGACAGGGACCACCAUCUACAUCUGCUACUCCAGGGCUGCAUUCAGAGAGACCGUGCAGAUGUUCGACCUGAAGCGCUUUGAGCACGUCCGCAUUGCCUUCGGCUGGUCCUUGGCACUUGCCUGGCUCUCCUUCGGCACGGAAGUGCUGGCUGGCAUCCUCUUUCUCCUGGCUGCUAGGGGACUCUGCCUGAAUCCAGAUGCGAGUUCUGUGGUCAUCUGA